AGACAGAGAGAGAGAGGGAGGGAGCGAGGAGGCAGCCAGGUUGGUCUGUGCUGCCGGAGGAGGAGGAGGAGAGGGAAGGAGCGCCCGACCCCCGCCGCUCGCUUUGGCUGCGGCUGCUGCUUCCUGGGGGGACUGUCCCCUCUCCAUGCGGCGCCUCCAUUGCGGAAGCGCUUGGGCUCCAGGGACGCGGCAGGAGGAGGAGGAAGAGGAGGAGGAGGCUGAGGCUGCUGCCGAGCCGUCGCCCUGCGCCCUUGCCUCCCCGCCGCCCGCCGCCGCCGCCGGCCCCGCGAGCUGGAUGCGGGCUCUCCCGGCCGCCGCCGCCCCGGGGCUGGUGGUGCCGGAGGGGGCGCCGGGGGCCCGGGCCACGCCGCCGCCGCCUCCCCCUCCGCCUCCUCCGCCCGCGGGACUAUGCUGACUCGGGUCAAGUCCGCCGUGGCCAAUUUCAUGGGAGGCAUCAUGGCUGGCGGGUCGGAGCACGGCGGAGGCGGCGGCUGCGGAGGAGCGGGCUCGGACCUGCCCCUGCGCUUCCCCUACGGCCGCGCCGACUUCCUGGGCCUCUCGCCCGAUGAGGUGGAGUGCUCCGCCGACCACAUCGCCCGGCCCAUCCUCAUCCUCAACAAGGAGAGCCAGCGCCUGCCCUGGACCACGGGAUACGCCGAGGUGAUCAAUGCGGGCAAAAGUACACACAAUGAAGACCAGGCCAGUUGUGAAGUACUUACUGUAAAGAAGAAAGCAGGAGGAAGUAAUUCCACACCAAACAAAAACUCCUCUUCCAAACGAAGAUCUUCAUUGCCAAAUGGCGAAGGCUUACAGCUGAAAGAGAACUCAGAAUCAGAUGGCAUCUCCUUCCAUUACUGGUCACUAUUUGAUGGUCAUGCCGGUUCUGGGGCAGCCGUUGUCGCUUCAAAGCUACUUCAGCAUCACAUUGUGGAGCAGCUACAGGAGAUUGUAGACAUCCUGAGAAACUCUGCUGUGCCUCCCCCAACCUGCCUGGGGGAGGAGCCGGAAAACAUGAAUGCCAACAGCCGAACUUUGACUAGGGCAGCCUCCUUACGGGGAAGCGCUGGAGCCCCGGGCUCACCUGGCACUCCACCAACCCGCUUCUUUACCGAGAAGAAGAUCUCUCAGGAGUGCCUUGUUAUUGGGGCAAUUGAGACAGCAUUUAAGGAAAUGGAUUUGCAGAUAGAGCAAGAAAGGACUGUGUACAAUAUAUCUGGUGGUUGUACGGCUCUUGUUAUUGUGUAUUUACUAGGAAAGCUCUAUGUGGCAAACGCUGGAGACAGCAGGGCCAUAAUAGUCAGAAAUGGAGAAGUCAUUCCGAUGUCAUCAGAGUUCACUCCAGAAACAGAGCGACAGCGUCUUCAGUAUCUGGCAUAUAUGCAGCCCCAUUUGCUGGGAAAUGAGUUUACACACUUGGAGUUUCCAAGGAGGGUUCAGCGUAAGGAAGUUGGAAAAAGAAUGCUUUACAGAGACUUCAACAUGACUGGCUGGGCAUACAAAACCAUUGAAGAGGAUGACCUGAAGUUUCCUCUUAUAUAUGGUGAAGGCAAGAAGGCUCGUGUCAUGGCAACAAUUGGGGUGACGAGAGGACUUGGUGAUCACGACCUGAAGGUGCAUGACUCAAACAUCUACAUCAAACCUUUUUUGUCUUCAGCUCCAGAGGUGCGAGUGUAUGAUCUUCUCCAAUAUGAACAUGGCCCAGAUGAUGUGCUAAUCUUAGCUACUGAUGGACUCUGGGAUGUACUAUUAAAUGAAGAAGUGGCAGAAGCGGUGACUACCUUCCUGCCCAAUUGUGACCCUGAGGACCCCCAUAGGUACACAUUAGCAGCUCAGGAUUUGGUCAUGCGAGCCAGAGGUGUGUUGAAGGACAGAGGUUGGAGAAUAUCCAACGAUAGACUGGGUUCAGGAGAUGACAUUUCUGUCUACGUCAUUCCUUUAAUACAUGGAAACAAACUCUUGUAAAACCAGCACCAAUACUAGUAAUAGGGAACAUUUGCUUUUUAGUAACAAUUGGUGGAAGAGACAGGCUAUCAAGAAAUGAGACUAUUGUGUUUCUAACAUAUAUAUUCUGUACUGAGUUUGGUUAUUUCUACUUGAAAUGUAGGGCUGAAUUGUACAUGAUUUAAAGGCAUCUCUUAGAAGCUUCCCUAUAUUUGUUUUUGGUGCAUAAGAGGAUCAUAAAUUUAUGCUGCUAGAGUAUUAGUAAUUUCUUGUUAAUGUCCCUCCUGGUGAGGACCAAUUGUGAUCUGAUAGAAUUUAUCUUUUGCAGUUUGAUGUAGCCAGAAAUGUCACUGGAGAUAUGAAUUCGGAAUAUCAUAGUUUAAAAUAGUAAGGCAGCCCUUAUUCCCCCGAGUCUCGGUUUCAGCUGAUUUACUUUUAAAUGACUUAAAUUUCUAAGAUAUUAAGGUGAAUGAAGCCUGAUAACAUUUAGUUAUUGUUUCUUCAAAAACUCGCAGUGGAGAAAUUCCAAAAGCUUUUAUUUAUAUACAUGAGUUCUACAUUUUUUGCUGUUUUACACUGUCAUGAAAAUCUUAGUACAUCACUGGUCCUUUGAUGUGUUUAUGCAGCAAAGCCCACUUUUCCCCUGGACUUGGUCCAGCACAUGUUAGUAAAGGUGCCUGAGAGAACAGAAAGAUUGAUUGGGAAAUGUAUUCUUGUGUUAUUUUUGUCAAAAUUGGUAUAUGUAUGCAACUAUAAUGUAGCAGACUGGGAGGAUUCUUAUUUGCAAAGAUGACUGCAAAUCAAAAAGUUCAUUUAGCACCAGUUAUUUCUCAUUCAUUGAAUGCUUCUGUCUCCUGAAGUUACAUCCUGUUUUUAUUCAAGUACUGUUUUGCUUGUUGUAUGUGGCAGAUUUUUGUCUUCUUAUUAACAAUUUAAUAUUAAUGUUUCCUCCAGAAGAACAGCUUUUCUCUUUUUCCUAUCAAAUGCUUCCAACAUUAAUUCCUUUUACUGAUUCUGUGAGGUUAUAUUGAUAGGUAGCAAUAUUUCUCAUUUCAAACUCAGAUGGGGAAGAAAAGGGAUGUUGGUAAAAGACAAGAAUCCUCAGCAUCUUGCUUUUCAGUACCUAUGCUUUCCAUACAUUAAUGCAGAGUCAGAAUAGAUUGCUGUAAACAUUCCAGUAAAAAACAUGAUCAAGUAAGAACUAUAUAUGUACAUGGCUACAAAUCACCUCUUCUAGGCUGGGUUUUAUGAGGAUAAUUUAAGCCAUCAUUUCAUUGGUUACCAAUGACUAGCAGUUGGGUGACUCAUUUUUUCCUUGCAAACCAGAAGCUAUGAAAAUAUAUCCCUGCUUAUUGUUUUUUGAAAAUCAUGUUGGAUAGCUGGGAAGAAAUGAACUUUCAGAAACAGUAGACAAGUGAUUAAUGAUCUCAGAAGUGUUAAAUUCUUCCCAAACGAGAAGCUGUCAGUAGACAAGAGAAUGUCAAUAUAUGUUCUUGUAAGUGUCCUAUGUUUCUACAUUUCAUCUCAUUACAAUAGAAUUAGCUUGAAAAUAAACACUCCCAAUGCCUGUGUACUAUUAUUAGUCUCAACUAGAGCAGGUUAAUUCAAUCAGUAGACAUUACUUGUCUGUUGAGUCAUGAUCCAACCAUUGAUUCUAUGGAUUUGCUCAAAUUGGGAUUGACUAAUAGGAUUAAGGUACUAUUUUUUUUUUACUAGAAUAUGCAUUUACUCCAUUAAACUUCACAAACCAUCUUUGCAUCAAAUAACAAAGGUAUCUUAAGAUAUUUUUCAAGAAGUGAUUAUCACAGUAAUUAAAAUUUCAAUCUAAAAUUGAACCAGUCAGAAGACCUUAGCCUGUAAUAUGAUGUAUUGUAAAUUUGGGUGCAAUAAUGUGCUUUUGUAGCAAGAACUCCUAAAAUCUACAUUUCUGUAACAGGCAAUAUUUCAUCAUUCAGGCUUUUUUUGCAAAUCACUACUUCUGACAUUGAUUUCUAAUUUGAAACAGUACUUCCUUUCUACUAUAGGCUGAAAUGUACUUCUUACCUUUCUCCCUGCUUCCCUAGUAAUCUGGCAUGGAUGUGGUAAUACACAUAUUUGUUUUUCAUUUUAUGCCAAAUCCUAACCCAAGUUUUAGUCUCAUUUCAUUAGUGUCUUAUGAAGUCUCUUUUCAUUAGUCUCAUUUGGUCUCAUUUCAUUAAUUCUUAUGAAGUAACUUAUACCCUUAAGGAUUAUAUUAGUGUCAGUUUGUAAUACAAUCUGAACCUUAAGAUACUACUGAUUUUGUUCAUUCUGUUUAGUAACCACAGGAUUAUGCAAGUAUUUUUUUGUGUAUUGGCCACUUGUAGUGCCAGAACAGUAAAAAGAAAAAUCUCUUUGAGUUGUCGAAGGCUUUCAUUGCCGGGAUCACAGGGUUGUUGUAUGUCUUUCGGGCUGUGUGGCCAUGUUCCAGAAGCAUUCUCUCCUGACGUUUCGUCCACAUCUAUGGCAGGCAUCCUCAGAGGUUGUGAGGAUGCCUGCCAUAGAUGUGGGCGAAACGUCAGGAGAGAAUGCUUCUGGAACAUGGCCACACAGCCCGAAAGACAUACAACAACCCAAAAAUCUCUUUGUUAGUUCACUACAACAUUGGUAUCAGCCAGUAGAGGAGGAUUUUUGCCAGCACAGAAGCACUGUAGAUUAAAGUGUCAAUGUUUUCUACCAUGAUGACAUACCACAUUUAAUUACAAUUCUGCAAAAUGAGUGGAAAUCAAUAUGCCUGAAAAUGACCAAUACCAGGAAUUAAACACAUUUGGCAUCAAAACAUCACAUGGGUAGAAAGUUCCUUUUUAUUAUCAGUAAUCACAAAGGCAAUAUCUGAAGCAUUAAAUGAAACAGUGUGCUGUGUGAUUCUAUAUUGUUUCAUCCAGAUUAAGGGACAAAAUUGCAAAUGCUAUGUAAUUUGCAUAAUGUGCAAUGGAAGAUAAUAUAUCCCAAAAGGUUAUAUUGUAAGAUGUAGCUGUAGAAUGCUGGAAUUUUUUUAAAAGUGUGCUGAUAUUCAGGAAUAGUAUUUAACCUAUUUUAAAAAGCAAUACACCUAGGGGUUCUUGUUUUUAUGUCUCCAAAUUACUAGACCAGAUCACGUUAUUCCUUUCAGUGGCGUUGUCUAAGUAAUACUGCAAUGACUGAAGAGCACUUUUGGAUGAGUGCCAAACCCUACUCAGGAUUCCUAAAGAAAAUGUAGACAUUUGUGUUUCCUGCAUACUAAAUGACUUCAUCCCCCUUCCUUGAAUGAAUUAAAACUAUAACAGUCAGAAUUUACUUUAGUCUCUCUCUUACAAGAUGCAGUUAGCCAUCAUUUUUACUCAGUUGGAGUCCCUUUGUUCUAAAUACACCUCUAUAUAAAAUGUUUCAAAUCUUGUUUGAAAGUGAUGCAGUUGAAACUGCAUUUUCUAGAUGAAUGAAUUUUAUAAGAGCCUAUGACUAGGAUUUAAAGAAGCCCCCUUGAAAAUUUCACCCCAAAUUUGGGGUUGUCAUCCUAUGAAAUGAAUUAGCUAUAUUAAUGUCCUGCCUCACUACCUGUAGCAUGUGCUUUGAGUAGCUUUGGGGAGUUGGAUAUCAGGCCUAGUACUGUAUUAAUAAACUAUGACAUGAAAUAUUUACAAAGCCUAGCAGACGCUAUGCAAUUUUACUUCCAGUUUUUAUUUUUGGAAAAGGUAAGUUCCACAGGAUGGCAAAAUUCAGGUCAAUUUCAUAACAAAUCUUUGUUACUGACUGCCAUGUGUGUAGUAAUACUUAUUGUCUUUGAGUACGUCUGAGGACAAAUUAACAUUUUGUAAGAUGCUCUGAGAUCUUUUGUGGCUGAAGAGCAGGGUAAAAAUUCUCUAAAUAAGAUGAUGACGAUGACGACGAUUAUACAUGCCGGCACUGUUGAUAAUUGACUCUUGAAAUAACCAAUCUAAAAGAGAUCUGGGAAAAACUCAUUUUUAGUGUCUGCCUCUUACGUGUUUUUGGAAGUGUUUAAGCAAACAUUAACUAGAUGCAGAGGAAAUACAUUUAUGCUAUAUGGAGUAUUCAAACAUCUGAUCAGUGAUGGAAUUUCAGAUUGUAAAAGUCUGUGAUAACACUGAUCAAAUCAAUGAAAAACUACAAAAAAGGAAUGAUUGUUUUUCUUCUAUCCCUGAUUUUUAAAUAAUCAAACCCACAAACAGUGAUAAACUUCCAUCUCCUAUUUUUAUUCCAUAGACAGGCAGCUCACUUUAUAGGAAAUUCCCCUAUAGCCCAACAUUUUCUUUGCCAAGUUCAUCUGUUUUAGAAUGACAUUCAACCUCUUUCUAACCCUGAUAAUGAUAACAUUAUUUUAAAAAAAUUUAAAACCCAGUAAAGCGCCCCCUUUCAAUACUUACAAAACCCCUAGGGAAAAUGCAUCAAUUAGAAAUAUGAAACUACACUCACAAAGGUUUUGAAAUAAUUCAUCUUAUUCAAUAAGAAACUUUUCAGUGGUUUUCUGACCAUUUCUUUAAAUUGCUCAGAAAUUGUGUCCUAUAUAUUACAGCUUGAAGUAACAUAUCCGUGUCAGUCCCAUAUUUAAGCUUUGAUUCUUGUCUUUAUGAAUUAUACACUACAACCCUCCUAAUCCCAUCUCAGUUCUCUUGACCAGUUCUCUUGUAGUUUGCUUAUGUUGGGAGCUAUAUAGAUUGCACUAUCUCAUCCCCACAUCUCCCCUGCUCUCAUCAGUUUGCUUUCCUGUUGUGUGAAGAUGAUACGCUGGAAAUGAUGUAGAUAGUGGCCAAAUACCUCUUCAAUAAUUCUGCCAAAUUCUACCUAUAUUAUACUUGAAGGAGGCUUUUUCCCUGUCAACCUCCACUUUGUUUUAUCGUUCCAUUGUGUUCCAUUUUAAUUCAGCAGCUGCCAUUUCCUUCAUCCCUUUAUUGGCACAGUGACUGUACUGAAGGAAUGUACCAUUUUCUAGGCUCAGCAUUCCACACAAUAAAAAAAGAAUCUGUUGGAUUUAAAGGGGGGGAAAGAGAGGAUUGGAUCAAUGUAUUUAAGCGUUGUGACUGUGAAAUGUCAAACUUUUUGUAACCUGAGAACAAAAAUGUUUAGUAAAGGGAUAUAUUUUAUGUGUUUUGAAACUUUUCAGUGCGAUGUAAUAAAGAAAGGGAGCUGGAAAAUGUAUGCACAAUAAAGUUUUAAAAUUAAAUUGUAAAAAAUAAACAUAAAAACUUA
Molecule: messenger RNA, 7143 nt
Organism: Anolis carolinensis (green anole)
Lineage: Eukaryota; Metazoa; Chordata; Lepidosauria; Squamata; Anolidae
Gene: ppm1h
Product: protein phosphatase, Mg2+/Mn2+ dependent 1H
Exons: 10
Coding region: 409-1962 (517 amino acids)
Biological process (GO): protein dephosphorylation
Molecular function (GO): protein serine/threonine phosphatase activity
Source: RefSeq, a predicted model, not a curated record